AUGCACAAAGAUGACGUCGGAGAAUUACUCGACAGAUCCUGGGAAGGCUUUCGGGAACAGCUCUUGAGCAUCUGCCUCACAGGGACAAUGCCACAAUUUGAGUAUUCGGCUGGACAUUCCUUUGCAACGUCCAACCCAGCUAGCCCGGCAAGUGUAGUAUCCCCGUCCUUCCCGACGAGUUUGGCGGGACACCAGAGCGUGAAAUCCGUGAAAUCAGGGAGGUCAGGCGAGGGUGAGACCUCUGACCAAGUCCAGCGAUACCAUGGUGAUUCGCUCGCGCUGCUGGGGUCCAGCCUAGCGAACAUGAGUGCUGACGAGGUGACGAAAAUCAAAAACAGGCUUCGUUUGCGUUUGGGCGCCAACUCCUUAAGCAAGCUGGUCUCUGGCAAGUCCCUUCUCGAUGCCGUUGUCUCCCUCGGCUUGACGAUGUACCAUGAGGAGGACAUGAACGACUUUGUCAAUCAUCUGGCAGAUUUCGUUGGCCUGUACUUCGAGGCAGAUGAGACUAGACAAAGGCGCCCCAGCCAGUCCUUGAACUCAUUGUCUAUGUUCAGGGCUGCUGAAGAUGUCUGGACCCUUGGCAAACCGAAAUGGCAGUGGCCAAGCCCCGAUGGGCAGGCACAUCUCGGCCGUAGUGUCACGAAGAGCGUACCCUUCAGUACCGACGGCUCUGCAACUCGCACCUUCAACGUCGUUCCCGCACAAGCCCUCAUGGAUGUCUUUCUCUCCACGGAGGCCGAUGUUCCGAAGAGAAUCUUCGGGCCCCGGCUAAUGAACCAGUUCAGAGCCAUGAAGGAGAUCCUCCUGGCUGGGGAUACGAAUAGGCUUGUCGCAGAGUUGACCUUC
Symbiodinium necroappetens is the source of this 846-nucleotide messenger RNA. NCBI's taxonomy places the organism in Eukaryota, Dinophyceae, Suessiales, Symbiodiniaceae. The record is from the annotation of a GenBank genome assembly.